Brassica rapa (field mustard) is the source of this 11117-nucleotide messenger RNA. RefSeq names its product E3 ubiquitin-protein ligase UPL1. Gene Ontology annotation, biological process: ubiquitin-dependent protein catabolic process; protein polyubiquitination. Gene Ontology annotation, cellular component: cytoplasm. Gene Ontology annotation, molecular function: ubiquitin protein ligase activity; protein binding. Lineage: Eukaryota; Viridiplantae; Streptophyta; Magnoliopsida; Brassicales; Brassicaceae. The record is from RefSeq and is a predicted model, not a curated record.
CCGAUUCAGCUAAAUUACAUUUAGCCCAAACUCUUUAAUAUAUCAAGUUAAGCCUAGACGACUCUCUCUGUAUAUCUCUCUCUCUCUUUUCUGGGGGUUUCUUCUCUCCUUCUACUGCGUCGUCCUCGUCUCUUUCUAGAUGGCGACUGGCAGAUCGGCAAGUAUGCCGUCACGGUUGCGGCAGCUUCUUUCCGGCGAAGGCUCUAUCGGCCCCUCUAUUAGGCUCGACGCUGAGCCUCCUCCUGAGAUCAAAUCGUUUAUUGAGAAAGUAAUCCAGAGUCCACUCUCUGAUAUUGCGAUACCUCUCUCUGGCUUUCGCUGGGAGUACAGUAAGGGCAACUUCCAUCACUGGAGACCUCUUUUUCUCCAUUUUGACAAGUACUUCAAGACCUUUUUAUCAACUAGGAAUGACCUUCUCCUCUCUGAUCACAUUUUGGAAGAUGAGGAUCCCUUUCCCAAGUACUCUCUUCUUCAAAUUCUUCGUGUGAUGCAGAUCAUUCUCGAAAAUUGUCCCAACAAAAGUACCUUUGAUGGUUUAGAGCACUUUAAGCUCCUACUUGCCUCCACAGAUCCAGAGGUUCUCAUUGCAGCCCUGGAAACCCUUUCUGCGCUUGUGAAAAUCAGCUCAUCUAAGCUCCACAGGAGCGGAAAGUUGAUUGGAUGUGGUUCCGUAAACAGCUUCCUUCUCUCUAUUGCCCAGGGCUGGGGUAGCAAAGAGGAGGGUCUGGGUUUGUAUUCCUGCGUUGUCGCUAACGAGAGAAACCAGGAAGAAGGUCUCACCAUCUUUCCUUCCGACUUGGAUAAUAAUCACAAGGAAGCUGAUUUUCGGAUUGGUUCUACUGUUUAUUUUGAGUUGCGUGGACACAGUGCCCAGAGUAUACAUCAUGGUACUAGUAGUGCUAGUUCUUCUUCUUCAAGGGUGAUUCAGAUUCCUGAUUUGCACUUGCGGAAAGAGGAUGAUCUUGUGUUAUUGAAGGAGUGUAUAGAGCAUUACAAUGUUCCCCCGGAGCUCAGGUUCUCUCUACUGACCCGUGUCCGGUAUGCUCAUGCUUUUCGUUCUUCCAGAAUAUGCCGGAGUUAUAGCAGGAUCUGCCUACUUGCGUUUAUUGUACUUGUUCAGUCCAGUGAUGCUCAAGAAGAACUUGCAUCCUUUUUUGCAAACGAACCUGAGUAUACAAAUGAAUUAAUAAGAAUUGUCAGAUCUGAAGAACCAAUCCCCGGAACCAUUAGAACUCUUGCCAUGCUUGCAUUGGGCGCUCAGUUGGCUGUAUACUCCGCCUCUCAUGAUCGAGCCAGGAUUCUAAGCAGAUCUAGCAUCAGUUUCGCCGUAGGCAACAGAAUGAUUCUGCUUAAUGUGCUUCAGAAAGCCGUUCUGUCUUUGAAGAUUUCUAGUGAUCCAUCAUCUAUUGCUUUUGUUGAGGCGCUACUUCAGUUUUAUUUGCUUCACAUUGUUUCAUCAUCGUCAUCUGGAAGCACUAUAAGGGGGUCUGGCAUGGUUCCCACAUUUCUCCCUCUCUUGGAGUAUACUGAUCCGAGUCACCUGCAUCUUGUGUAUUUGGCCGUUAAAGCACUACAGAAGCUCAUGGAUUAUAGCAGUUCUGCAGUUCCUCUACUCCGGGAUCUUGGGGGAGUAGAACUUUUGUCUCAGAGGUUAGAGUUAGAGGUUCAUCACAUUCUUAAGUUGACUGGAGAGAACAACAGUGAUAUGGUGGUUGGUGAAUCGUUAGAUAUAAAUGGUGAUCAGUUGCUCUCCCGAAAGAGACUCAUCAAGGUUCUUUUGAAGUCUCUUGGUUCUUCUACGUAUACUCCUGGAAAUGCAAAUAGGUCUCAAAGUUCUCAGGAGAGUACGUUGCCUGCCACUUUGUCUUUGAUAUACAGGAAUACAGAUAAAUUUGGUGGCGAUAUCUAUUACUCAGCUGUGACGGUUAUGAGUGAUUUAAUCCACAAAGACCCCACAUCUCUUACUUCCCUGUUUGAAAUGGGCCUCCCUGAAGCAUUUCUGUCUUCAGUUGUAUCAGGAGUACUUCCUUCUUCCAAGGCUAUUGCAUGCAUUCCAAAUGGCCUCGGUGCAAUAUCUCUUAAUAGCAAAGGUUUGGAGACGGUAAAAGAAACUUCGGCACUGCGCUUCCUUGUUGAUGUCUUUACUUCCAAGAAGUAUGUUCUAGCUAUGAAUGAGGCCAUCGUUCCGUUUACAAAUGCCGUGGAAGAGCUUUUGCGUCAUGUCUCAUCUCUAAGAGCCACCGGUGUUGAAAUAAUCAUUGAAAUUGUGGAUAGAAUUGCAUGCUUUGGAGAGAGUGGUUCUUCAUCAUCCUCUGUAAGUACUGCAAUGGAAAUGGAUUCAGAUGUGAAGAACAUAAAUGGCGUCAGCCAUGAGCAGUUUGUUCAACUCUGCAUCUUUCAUCUGAUAAUUCUGCUCCACAGAACAAUGGAGAAUGCUGAGACUUCUCGUCUCUUUGUGGAGAAGUCUGGCAUUGAGGCGUUACUUAAGCUUCUCUUGCGACCUAGCAUUGCUCAGUCUUCUGAAGGGGUGUCUAUUGCCUUGCACAGCACCAUUGUUUUUAAGGGUUUUACGCAGCAUCACUCUGCUUCUCUUGCUCGGGCCUUUUGCUCUUCUCUGCGUGAUCAGGUGAAGAAAGCUUUAGGAGGACUGCAAGAUCUCUCGGGGACAUUCUUACUUGAUCGAAAACUUUCUCCAAGCUGUGGAAUUUUUUCUUCUCUUUUCCUUGUGGAGUUUCUUCUGUUUCUAGCUGCAUCAAAGGAUAACCGUUGGAUGACAGCAUUGCUUUCGGAGUUUGCAAAUGGAAGCAAGGAUGUUCUGGAGAAUAUAGGCCUUUUGCACCGUGAAAUUCUAUGGCAUAUAGCAGUUUACGAGAGUGGAACGCUGGAAAGUCCAAAUACUUCUCCCGAGUCAGAGCAAACAGAGCUGUCUUCAAAUGGAACGGAAGGACAAAGGUUCAGUUCUUUUAGACAGUUUCUGGAUCCAUUAUUUCAGAGGAGAACGUCAGGAUGGAGCGCAGAAUCGCAAUUCUUUGAUUUAAUAAAUCUUUACCGUGAUCUUGGACGUGCAUCGACUGGAUUUCAACCCCGACCAAUCAUUGAUGGUCCCUCUAGUUCAUCAGACGCUUCUGGUAACAGAGAGCUUGAAAGAGAUGGAUCCUAUUAUACAUCAUGCUGUGACAUGGUGAAGUCAUUGUCCUUCCACAUCACAUACAUAUUCCAAGAGUUAGGGAAGGCAAUGCUGCUCCAAUCUCGUCGGAGAGAAGAUACAGUAAAUGUAUCUCCGUCUUCUAAGUUAGUUGCCUCAAGUUUUGCUUCAAUAUCCCUUGAUCACUUGAAUUUUGAAGGCCAUGAGAUUGCAGCCGAGGCAUCAAGGUCAACUAAAUGUCUCUACCUUGGCAAGGUUGUUGACUUCAUCGAUGCUGUCCUUCUUGACAGGCCUGAUUCGUGUAAUCCUGUUCUGAUAAAUUGCUUUUAUGGCCGCGGGGUGAUUCAGACGGUUUUGACAACAUUUGAUGCUACUAGCCAGCUUUUAUUUUCAAUUAAUAGGAGCUACUCGUCUCCGAUGGAGACUGAUGAUGUUAAAGGAAAGCAGGAUGAAAAGGAAGACACAGAUCAUGCCUGGAUAUAUGGUCCGCUGGCUGGCUACGGGAAGCUCAUGGACCAUUUGGUUACGUCAUCGUUUAUCUUAUCUCCAUCCACAAAACACUUGCUCGUUCAACCAGUAGAAAAUGGGAAUAUUCCAUUUCCACAAGAUGCUGAGACAUUUGUGAAGAUCCUGCAGUCCAUUGUGUUGAAAGCUGUACUUCCGGUUUGGACUCAUCCACUAUUUACGGAAUGUAGUUAUGAUUUCGUCACUGCCCUCAUUUCCAUCAUCAAGCAUGUGUAUUCUGGAGUUGAACUGAAAAGCUUAGCUGGCAGUAGUAGCGCUCGUGUAACAGGUCCACCUCCCAGUGAAACAACCAUUUCAACAAUUGUGGAGAUGGGGUUCUCCAGAUCCAGAGCCGAAGAAGCUUUGAGACAGGUUGGAUCGAACAGUGUUGAGUUAGCCAUGGAAUGGCUGUUUUCCCACCCAGAAGAAAUCCAAGAGGACGAUGAGCUUGCUCGUGCUCUUGCAAUGUCCCUUGGAAAUUCUGAAUCAGAUACAAAGGAGAAUGUUGUAGAUGAAACUCGAGAACAGAUUGAAGCAGAAAUAGUCUCGCUGCCACCAGUUGAAGAGCUUAUAACAACAUGUACGAAGCUUCUGCAGAUGAAAGAGCCCCUUGCUUUUCCCGUUAGAGACUUGCUUGUAUUGAUAUGCUCAGAAAACAAUGGAGAACACCGAUCUGGUGUUAUAUCUUGCCUUCUUAGCCGGAUUAAGGAUUGUUGUCCUGUCUUCGAUGACACAAAGAACAAUCUACUCUCUGCUCUGUUGCAUGUUCUUGCUUUGAUUCUACAUGAAGACGCAGGUUCCCGGGAAGUUGCGCUGAAGGCGGGUAUUGUAAGACUUGUGUGCGAUGUACUCUCAAAGUGGGAUUCUGGUAGUAUUGAUAAGGAAAAGUAUAAUGUUCCAAAGUGGGUGACGACAGGGUUUCUUGCCAUUGAUAGGCUGCUACAAGUGGACCAGAAAUUAAAUACUGAGCUUAUAGAGGAGUUGCAAAAAGGUGAGACAUCUCUGGCCAUUGAUGAGAGCAAACAAGAUAAGCUGCAAUCUGUUUUUGGCUCGCCACAGCUUGUUGAUGCUGACGAUCAGAAGAAGUUGAUUGAGAUUGCUUGUACAUGUAUCCGGAAUCAGCUUCCUUCUGAAACUAUGCAUGCUGUUUUACAACUGUGUUCUACAUUGACAAGGAAGCAUUCUGUUGCUGUCUGCUUUCUUGAUUUUGGAGGUGUGCAAGGACUGCUUUCUCUGCCGAGUAAUAGUCUUUUUCCAGGGUUUGACUCAGUUGCUGCUAGUAUCAUCCGUCAUAUUCUUGAAGACCCCCAAACGCUUCAGCAAGCCAUGGAAUCUGAGAUAAAACAUGCUCUUGCAACACUUUCCAACAGGCACUCAAAUCAGAGAAUCUCUCCACGCAAUUUUUUGUUGCAUGUGAAUUCUGUAAUUGCUCGGGAUCCAGUCACUUUUAUCCAGGCCGCUCGUUCUAUAUGCCAAGUAGAGAUGGUUGGUGAAAGACCUUACAUCGUGUUAGUCAAAGAAAAAGAGAAAUCAAAAGACAAAGAGAAGGAUAAGGAUAAGGACAGAGCUGACAAAGAGAAAUCUCAGACUUCUAAUGAAGUUGCAACUACCACUCCCCCUGGGAGCACCAAGGCUAAAGUUUACCGGAAACCUCCUCAGUCGUUCAUUGGUGUCGUUGAGCUGCUUCUGGAUUCUCUCUGUAAUUUCGUUCCUCCUCCAAAAGAUGACAUGGUUGAAGGUGAUUCUACUUCAGCAGACAUGGAUAUUGAUCAUGCCUCUACUAAGGGAAAAGGCAAAGCGGUUGCUACCACACCUGAAGAAAAGAAAGCUAUUUCACAGGACAUGUCAGCUUCAUUGGCUAAAAUUGUUUUCAUUCUGAAGCUUUUGAGUGAGAUACUGUUCAUGUAUUCUUCGUCAAUCCAUAUAAUACUUCGAAGAGAUGCUGAAAUUAACAGUCUUAGAGGUCCUCAACAGAAGGGGGGUCAAGUUGGUGGAAUAUUUCAUCAUAUUCUUCACAAGUUUAUUCCAUACUCACGGGUGAAGAAGGAAAAGAAAUCUGAGAGUGAUUGGCGGCAAAAGCUGGCAAGUAGGGCUAAUCAGUUUUUAGUGGGUGCAUCUGUUAGAUCAGCUGAAGCAAGGAAGAGGAUAUUUUCUGACAUUAGCAGUAUCUUCAAUGACUUCAUAGGUACCUCCAAUGGGCUUAGACCUCCAGUUAAUGAAAUACACAUUUUGAUAGAUUUGUUGAGUGAUAUGCUCUCUGCUCGGUCACCUACUGGAUCACAUAUAUCUUCAGAAGCUUCGAAUACUUUUGUUGAUGUUGGAUUGGUUAAGUCUCUUACUCGUACUCUUGAAGUGUUGGACUUGGACAACGUAGAAUCUCCCAAAACUGUAACAGGAAUCAUAAAAGUUUUGGAGUUGGUGACUAAGGAGCAUGCCCAUUCUGCUGAUUCGAACUCGAAGAAUGAAAAUGCGAACAAGUCAUCUGAUCAAAUUCAAUCAGGAAGAGGAGAUACUACUGCUGAUGCAUCUGAAGCAGGGGAAAUUAUGCUGCGGUCGAAUCAUGAUUCCAUGACAGCUGAUCAUGCGGAGAAUUUUGGCGGUUCCCACACUUUUGUUGGUUCAGAAGAUGUGACAGAUGACAUGGAGCAUGAUCAAGACUUGGAUGAAGGAUUUGCCGCAGGUGGGGAUGAUUAUAUGCAAGAAGCAGCUGAGGAUGCUAGGGGGUUGGAAAACGGGAUUGGGUCGAUGGGUAUAGAGUUUGAGAUGCAUACCCACGUGCCGGAAAAUCUUGAUGAAGAGGAAGACGAAGAGAUGUCUGGUGAUGAGGGUGACGAAAUAGAUGAGGAUGAAAACGAUAAUGAAGAAGAAGACGAGGAGGACAAUGACUUGGAAGAAGAAGAAGAAGAAGAUGUACAUCACCUGCCUCAUCAUGACACAGAUCAAGAUGAUCAUGAGCUUGAGGAUGAUGAAUUUGAAGAGGAAAUACUGGUUGAAGAGGAUGAAGAGGACGAAGAUGAUGAAGAUCGGGUAAUUCUCAGGUUUGAGGAUGGAAUCAAUGGGCUAAACGUUCUUGAUCAUUUGGAGGUUCUUAGAGAUCAUAGAUUUUCUGAUGAAACACUUCAUGUAAUGCCUGUUGAAGUUUUUGGCUCGAGACGUCAAGGACGAACAACUUCUAUUUACAGCCUUCUUGGCAGAACUGGGGAUGGUGCUACUCCUUCACAGCAUCCUCUUUUAUCGGGAUCUCCAUCACUUCCAGUGUCGCAAAGUCAAACAGAAAGCACACAUGAUCAUACUGUUGGAGGUAGGGAUUCCAACGGUAGUUCUUCGUCACGGCUGGAUGCUAUAUUCCGAUCUUUGAGGAAUGGCCGGCAGGGGCAUCGUUUGAAUUUAUGGGCUGAUGACAGCCAGCAAAUUGUUGGAUCUGGCGCUUCUACCGUACCACAAGGCCUUGAAGAUUUGCUGGUAUCUCAGUUGAGACGUCCCGGCUCUGAUAAUCCUUCUGAUCAGAAUCCAUCACCUUUGGAACCCCAGUCACAGGCCGAGAGUGGGCAGCCCCAGGAGGCAACUGUCAGACCUGAAAUUCCAGAUGAAAACGCCACUGGUAAUGGAGGUGCCAAUGUGUCUGCUCCCUCUAUCGUUUCGCCAGUUGCAUCUGCUCCCCCGGAUACACGAGCCACUGCUACUGAUUCGGUCUCAAGCUCGCGGUCUCAGUCAGUUGAAAUGCAAUAUGAUCCAAAUGAUUCAACUGUUCGGGAUGUUGAAGCGGUGAGUCAAGAAAGCGGUGGGAGUGGGGCAACCUUGGGUGAAAGCCUUAGGAGUUUGGAUGUUGAGAUCGGAAGUGCUGAUGGACAUGAUGAUGGUGCAGAAAGGCAUGAUGUACAGCCAGCUAUGCGCUCAAGAAGAGCAAAUUUGUCAGUUGUGCCAUCUUCAACUGGGCGAGAAGCUUCUCUUUAUAGUGUAACUGAGGUUCCUGAGAACUCCGGUCACGAGGCUGAGCAGGAUAAUCCACCAGAGGAGCAACCAGUUAACAGGGAUGUUGCUUCUAGUUCUAUUGAUCCUGCGUUUUUAGAUGCCCUACCUGAGGGACUGCGAGCUGAAGUCCUUUCAGCUCAGCAAGGACAAGCGCCAGAACCUUCUAGCAAUGAACAGCAGAAUUCUGGAGAUAUUGAUCCGGAGUUUCUUGCUGCACUUCCUGCUGAUAUCCGAGCUGAAGUUCUGGCACAGCAACAAGCACAACGGGUUCAUCAGUCUCAUGAGCUUGAAGGUCAGCCUGUUGAGAUGGACACCGUUUCAAUAAUUGCAACGUUUCCUUCGGAGUUGCGAGAAGAGGUGUUGCUUACGUCAGAUGAUGCCGUUCUUGCAAAUUUAACACCUGCACUGGUUGCGGAAGCAAACAUGUUGCGUGAAAGGUUUGCUCAUCGAUACCAUAACCGUGCACUUUUUGGUAUGCAUCCAAGACAUCGUAGAGGGGAGGCAUCCAGGCGAGGUGAAGGUGUCAUAUCUGGAAAUGAGGGGAUUGCUUCUCGUAGGUCUGCUGCAAAGGUUAUAGAGGCCGCUGGAGCUCCCCUAGUUAACACUGAGGCACUCCAAGCAAUGAUUCGUGUUCUUCGGAUAGUUCAGCCUCUUUACAAGGGUCCUCUGCAGAGGCUUUUGCUGAAUUUAUGUUCUCAUGGCGAAACAAGGUUUUCCUUGGUUAAUACAUUCAUGGAUAUGCUGAUGCUCGACACAAGGAAGCCUGUUAACUACUCGAGUGUUUCCGAACCACCUUAUCGUCUUUAUGCUUGUCAAAGCAAUGUAACAUAUUCACGUCCUCAGCACUUUGAUGGGGUUCCUCCUCUAGUGUCUCGGCGUGUCCUUGAGACUUUGACAUAUUUGGCACGAAAUCAUAUAUACGUAGCAAAGAUUCUGCUUCAAUCCAGGCUUUCCCUGCCUUCCCUUCAAGGUUCAGUACCCUCAGACAAGGCACGUGGAAAAGCUGUUGUAGUAAGUGAUGAUCACAUGAGCAGAACGCAGCAGGAACCCGAAUCUGUAGCCUUUGCGUUGCUUCUAAGCCUCUUGAAUCAGCCCCUUUAUUUGAGAAGUGUGGCUCAUCUUGAACAGCUGCUGAACUUACUGGAGGUCAUCAUUGACAACGCUGAACGAAAGUCUGAGUCAGCUGACGGAUCAGAUGGGUCUGCCAGCGAGCAGCAAUCAACGCAUCAAGCAUUAGAAGUUGAAAACAAUGCAGAAAACCACGAUAUGGUAUCUGGCACUGCUGGUACAGUGACCAAGCCAAUUGUCUCAUCUGGAAGUUCGUCCUACAGAGCAGAGAGUGAAUGUGAUGUUCAUACUGUGUUGCUUAAUCUUCCCCAGUCAGAGCUGUGUCUGCUUUGUUCAUUACUUGCACGUGAAGGUUUGUCAGAUAAUGCAUACACCCUUGUAGCGGAGGUGCUGAAAAAACUUGUGGCCAUUGCUCCAAGCCAUUGUCAUUUGUUUAUCACAGAGCUUGCAAACGCAAUACAGAACCUGACAAGAUCAGCGAUCAGUGAACUUCACAUGUUCGGUGAAGCCGUAAAAACGCUUCUAAGUACCACGUCAUCAGAUGGAUCAGGAGUACUGAGGGUUUUGCAGGCAUUAAGCUCCCUCGUUGAUUCGUUGUUAAUCACAAAAGAGAAGAAUUCCGAAGAGCAUGUUGCUGUGUUUUGUCAGCUAUCGAACAUCAAUUUAGCUUUGGAACCUCUGUGGCUGGAGUUGAGCAAUUGCAUAUGCAAAAUAGAGGGGCAUUCUGAUUCUGCUUCUGCUUCUGCUUCUACGACGUCUCCAACAACCUCGACGAGUUCAGCAACAACAAGGGGAGCUGGAGUAAGCCAAUCACUUCCUGCUGGUGCCCAAAACAUGUUGCCUUAUGUAGAGUCGUUUUUUGUUACCUGUGAGAAAUUGCAUCCAUCAUCACAGUCUUGUGAUAUCUCGGUUCCCAUGGCGGCUUCUGAUGUUGAGGAGCAGCCCAAGGGCCCAGGACCAAGCAGCAGCUCCAAGGUGGAUGAGAAAUACGGUUCUUUUAUAAAGUUUUCUGAAAGGCACAGGAAACUUCUUAAUGCUUUCAUCCGACAAAAUCCUGCUCUGCUUGAGAAGUCCUUUUCGCUAAUGCUCAAGGUUCCACGUUUUAUUGAAUUUGAUAACAAACGUGCAUACUUCAGAUCAAAGAUAAAACACCAGCAUGACCAUCACCAUAGCCCUUUGAGAAUCUCAGUGAGAAGAGCCUACAUUCUUGAAGAUUCAUACAACCAAUUGCGAAUGAGGUCAACUCAAGAACUGAAAGGUAGAUUGACUGUUCACUUCCAAGGAGAAGAAGGUAUUGAUGCUGGUGGGCUUACCAGGGAAUGGUAUCAGCUGUUGUCAAGGGUUAUUUUUGACAAAGGAGCUCUUCUGUUCACAACCGUUGGCAAUGACUCGACUUUCCAACCGAAUCCAAACUCUGUUUACCAGACAGAGCACCUCUCCUACUUCAAAUUCGUUGGCCGGGUGGUUGGAAAAGCUCUGUUUGAUGGUCAACUACUUGACGUCCAUUUCACUCGCUCUUUUUACAAGCAUAUCUUGGGAGUUAAGGUCACGUACCAUGAUAUUGAAGCUAUAGAUCCCGAUUACUAUAAAGCCCUGAAAUGGAUGCUGGAGAAUGAUAUUAGCGAUGUCCUAGAUCUCACUUUUAGCGUUGAUGCUGAUGAGGAAAAGCUAAUACUGUAUGAAAAAACGGAGGUGACUGACCAUGAACUGAUCCCUGGAGGGCGGAACAUUAAAGUCACUGAGGAGAAUAAGCAUGAAUAUGUAGACCUAAUAGCCGAGCAUCGAUUAACCACAGCCAUUCGUCCUCAGAUAAAUGCAUUCCUGGAAGGCUUUAGUGAACUUAUCCUUAAAGAUCUAAUAUCGAUUUUUAACGACAAGGAACUGGAGUUAUUAAUAAGUGGUCUUCCUGAUAUCGACUUGGAUAACCUGAGGGCGAAUACUGAAUAUUCUGGGUAUAGUCCUGGAUCCCCUGUUAUCCAGUGGUUCUGGGAGGUUGUUCAGGGAUUGAGCAAAGAAGACAAAGCCCGUCUAUUGCAGUUUGUGACUGGAACCUCUAAGGUACCUCUGGAAGGAUUUAGUGCCCUUCAAGGAAUUUCAGGGGCACAGAAGUUUCAGAUCCACAAGGCAUAUGGAAGCGCUAAUCACUUGCCGUCUGCUCAUACCUGUUUCAAUCAGUUAGAUCUGCCAGAGUACCCGUCUAAGGAACAUCUGCAGGAGAGGCUGCUGCUUGCAAUCCAUGAAGCAAGUGAAGGAUUCGGAUUUGGUUAAAACAAAAACCAGCUUCCUUUUUUUUUAUUUUGCUAUUUCAUUCUAUACAUAUACCUUUUGGGCAAAACGAAUGAUUUUCUGUAAUUCGCACUCUCUACUCGAACGUCCUUUUAAAAGAGUAUGUUCAAUAGAUAUUUUUAUCCCUUAGUUUGCAGAGAAA